Molecule: messenger RNA, 1838 nt
Organism: Populus trichocarpa (black cottonwood)
Lineage: Eukaryota; Viridiplantae; Streptophyta; Magnoliopsida; Malpighiales; Salicaceae
Exons: 9
Coding region: 398-1345 (315 amino acids)
Source: RefSeq, a predicted model, not a curated record
GUGUGUGUGUAUGCAUGCGAGUGUAUGUGUGUGUGUGUGUAUGCAUGCAUGCAUGCAUGUAUGUAUGUAUUGUUGAAGCAGGAGGGGUGAGAAGAAGUGAGAGAGAGAAAAAGAAGAAGGCAAGUAACCAAUUAGGGCUUCGUCGGAAAGUAAGCCCUCAAAAAGCUUGGGACCAAUAUUUAGUUUGGGCUUUCUGUCUAUUAGGGUUCAGUUUGAAAUGUUCUUCCUACAUCUUGGCAUGUCUUUUGGUUCUUGAGCUGAAAACAUGAGCUGAAUCAGCUGUUUUUGACAGUGAAUUUAGAUUUGGGGGUGUUUUGAUUCUUGAUUGGAGCUCAAUUAGUUUUGAAGUGGUGAUGAUGGUUGUUUAAACUUAAAGCCAAGAGAUAGAAAGGAAGAAAUGGCAGCAGAGUCUAACACAGGGUUUCACCGAGAGGGAAUCUUACCUUCUGCACUUAAUCGGCACGCAAUUUCGUUUCAAUCAGGCGCUAUAAAUAGCGGCUGCACAACGGAUAUGGUUCCCAUUGGGAUGGGGUCUUACUUUGGGAUCAAUACCAGUACUAGUAGUAGCUUGAUGUUGCCUGGGAGUUUCGGCUUGAUUGGUAAUAAUAACAGUCCUGGUGGUAGUGGAAGUGGUGGAAUUAUUCAAGCUCAAGCUGGAAAUUCUUCUGCCUCAUCUUCGUCACUUCUUGAUUCCGUUCCUGGCUUAAAGCAUGACGCUGGCUUGGCUGUUGAGUGGUCCGUUGAGGAGCAGUAUAAACUCGAGGAAGGCCUUCACAAAUAUGCCGAUGAACCAACUAUUCUGAGAUACAUAAAGAUUGCAGCCAUGCUCCGUGAUAAAACUGUUCGUGAUGUUGCGUUAAGGUGUAGGUGGAUGAUGAGAAAGAGAAGGAAAGCAGAAGAUUAUAACAUGGGAAAGAUGAUCAACAACAGGAAGGAUAAGCUGGUGGAAUCAUCCUCGAAGAUGAACAUGGCUGCAGCUUUACCGCAGAACAUGGCUGCUUAUCCUCUAAUGAUGCACCAUAUGGACCAAAGUGAACCUUUGCCUUUUGAAGGAAUUAGUGGGAUGGCUAGACUCUUGGACCAGAAUGCCCAGGCUUUUAGUCAGAUCUCAGCGAACCUUUCCAUAUUCAAGUUGCAGGAUAACAUUGACCUCCUUUGUCACACAAGGAACAACAUCACUGCCAUCCUGAAUGAUAUGAGAGAGAUGCCUGGAAUGAGUCAGAUGCCACCACUACCUGUGUCCAUUAACGAGGAUCUUGCAAAUAGUAUAUUGCCCAAUACAGUUCAGUCAAUGAUGUUUGGCUCGCCCUCUGGAAUCCAACGGAAGCAGGAGCCAAGGUGCUGAUGGAGAAUUCUUGAGGUCGAUUUGGAUUUUAUCUGGUCUGUGCAAGUACAGAAAUUUUACUACUGUAUAUGUUAAGCAGCUGGUAGGAGGCCAUUCUUCCUUUUGUUUACACAGUCAUCACACUUAUGGGUCCCCACAAUGGAGAAAUUUGUAGAGAUCCCAUUUUUGGAACCUGAAAUGUUUACCUCACCAGAUAUCAAGCCCAGGCACCGGAUAAUAAGAAACACCAAGUGCCCGUUGCUCCUUGGCUCCAGGGAGAGAAUCUCUAACCUGAUCACUGUUUUUUAGAUGAAUUUUGAGUUAAAAGUUUCCUGUGUACAAAUUCAUGAGAUAAGUGAACCUUGGAGUGGAAUAUCCGGUGCUUAAAUUAUAACUACUUUUUAGCAUGUUAUCUUGUUGCCACCCUUCAUGUACCCUAUUAGACCGAUAAAUGAUGCUUGAUCCCGUUGAUCUUUCCUUUUUCUCUAACGAGAUGCGAAGUAAUUCUUCUCAA